UUCAGCUACCACAAUAUUAAUUUCAGCAAAUUAAAAAAAAUAAUAAUUUGAAGGUAAAAAGACGUUAUAAAUUGUUAUACAUUUUGAGCAUAUUAUAUAUGUGUAUAUAUAUAUAUAUAUAUUAAUUUUUUCUGAUCAUUUAAUUUUCUGGCAGUUCACUUGGUCAAAAUCUUGAAACAAGUCCUUAUUAUUGGGAAAACUGCUUUACAGUUUUAAUCUCGAUCUUUGGCUUGAUUCUGUUUUUAUAUUUCAUCGGAAAUUUGCAGGUGUACAUGCAGUGGGAGGUAUAUAACGAGCUAGAGGAGAUUUAUAAGCGGUCGAAAUCUAAGCAGAAUAAUAAGAUCAUGAAAACUAAAUUGCGUAGCAUUGAGUGUUGGAUAAGCACAAUCGGACUCCCCGACGAGUUAAAACAGAUGAUCAUGAGCCAUGUGACACCAAUAUUGGAAGAUCAAAACAAACAUAUUGAUACAGAAAACCCAUUCCCUCAUCUUCCCACAAUACUUAGAAGAUCGAUUAAGCUCCAUCUCUGCUUGCCCCUGCUAAGGAGAGUGCCCAUAUUUGAAAAUGAAAGUGAAAAAUUGUUGUAUGAGAUCACCUGUAAAUUUCUCAAGCAAGUGCACUACAAUCAAAGCAGCUACAUUGUUCGAGAGGGAGAACCAUUGGAUGCGCUGAUCUUCAUGGUGAAAGGAAUUACGUGGAUGUAUACAAGUAAUCAUGGCAAUAAAACUGAGUGUCUUAAGACAGGUGACCUCUUUGGAAAACAUCUUGUAGACUGGGUGUUGGAAUCCCCUGGACUAUCUGACCUUCCUUUAUCGACAAGGACUCUCAAAUGUCAUACAAAAGUUGAAGGGUUUUGUCUUAUGUCUAGCGAUCUCAAGGAUAUGAUGUCUCAAUGCUGGUGGAAAUUUAGCAAGUUUAGACACAUCGUCGAAUCUGAUUCGAAACAGCUGAAACAUUUUGCAGCUUCAUCCAUCCAAGCAGCAUGGCGCCGCCACACCAUCCAUCAUCAUAAAUUACUUGAAUGAGGCUACCAAGUUUGCCCAUGCUGUUGACUAAGGCCAUUGCCACCAACAGCUCCCCAAGUUUAGAUAACUGUACCACUUAAUUAUUAAUCUAGUGUUAUCAAAUGUUCUUGCUCUUUGGCGAAAUAGAAUAAAUAGAUUGUUUAAGAGGACUUGUAUUAUGUUGUGGAUUAAAUGCUGCACUUGUUUCUUUUUAUGUCAUUAGACAAAUUGCAGUCGCUUGAUUUUAA
Juglans microcarpa x Juglans regia is the source of this 1252-nucleotide messenger RNA. Its product is annotated as cyclic nucleotide-gated ion channel 1-like. The coding region runs from base 273 to 1025 and encodes 250 amino acids. NCBI's taxonomy places the organism in Eukaryota, Viridiplantae, Streptophyta, Magnoliopsida, Fagales, Juglandaceae. The record is from RefSeq and is a predicted model, not a curated record. The transcript is spliced from 3 exons.